UCUCGACCGCACGCCACACGCGUGAAAGCUUGCAAGUGAAACGCUCGACAUAUCUCUUUUUCUACGUGCCUUACAUUUCGGGAGUACCUUGAGCCUCCGGAGCGCACACGUGGAAGAAAAUGCGGACCACCGCGAGCACGAUUUUUGCGAUCGUCUGCUCAUCGAUCGCACUAACGGUCGCGAAACCGGCGCCGGAGCCACCGGUGAACUCAUACUUUCCACCCUCUGGAGGUGGUGGCGGUGGCGGAGGCGAUGGCGGCGGCUACGGGCCGCCAGCUCCGGCUUAUGGUCCGCCACAGCAAGCCCGGGUGAUCCAAAAGCACGUAUAUGUCCAUGUGCCGCCACCAGAAGCGCCGGAGUACAAAGCGCCCAAGCAUGUGCCGCAACCACAGCCGGCCCAGAAACACUACAAAAUAGUGUUCAUCAAGGCGCCAACUCCGCCGACGCCGACCGCGCCGCAACUGCCACCGCUGCCGCAGCAGGAUGAGGAGAAGACGUUGAUCUAUGUUCUGGUGAAGAAACCCGAAGAGGCACCCGAUAUUGUGUUGCCGACGCAGGCACCGACGCAGCCCAGCAAACCGGAGGUCUACUUCAUCCGCUAUAAAACUCAGAAGGAGCAAGGUGGCGGCGAAUAUGGGCCACCGGGACAACAACCAGGACAACCCAUCGACAGUUACGGAGCACCACAACCGGGCCCGGGCCCCAGUGGACCAUACUAGGCUCAUCGCACGAGAGCACCCUCACCACCCUCGAGACUUCCGGUAUUUUACGAAGACAAAUCUUUAACGGUGAUUAUUCUCGCAGCCGUUUCGAGAUACGUGAGCGCAAACGCACAAGCCCGGAUGGAUCUUAAUAAUUUUAGGAGGGAUGUAUAUAUCGCCUAUAUCUCGUAAGAUAGGCCGCAUGGUGUUAAAGGUGCUUAAAAGGCAGACGCUUCGUGUUGUUAAAGCCUAUGAUGUCGCUCGCGUAUACAAUUCACAUAUACAAUUCACACUCACACAUACGCAUACAUAACAAGUUCUUGAACGACCGAGUACAUUUGUCGUGAUUCUCUGUUGAUAUAUAAAAAAAAAAAGAAUCAUUUUUAAUAUUUUUAUAUACGAGAUGUCGAUGUUUCUUUUGUAUCUUUUAAGAAAAUAAUUUUAAAUACAUUUUUUAUAUCAAACAAUUUCUGGUAUUAUUAAUCACUUCACCGCCUUUCUCUUCGUCAGUUCUACCUUUCGUUUCUUACAAUCUAUUUAUCUCUCUCUCUCUCUCUCUCUCUCUCUCUCUCUCUCUUAUUUCUCGUUCAUGUCUUAUUAACGAUGCGAUAUAAAAUCGAAAUUAUUGAAAUCUAGAUCACGAAACAAAUAUUAAUGUUUAAACUAUGUUUUAGAAAAUCUAUACCCAACAUGUAUCUUUUUCCGGCAAAUAUUAUUUUGUUAACUAAAUUUACAAUUAUUAUAAUGAUAAUAAAAUGAAGACAUUUG
This is a messenger RNA of Acromyrmex echinatior (Panamanian leafcutter ant), 1469 nucleotides long. RefSeq lists its product as uncharacterized. Gene Ontology annotation, molecular function: structural constituent of chitin-based larval cuticle. The record is from RefSeq and is a predicted model, not a curated record. Lineage: Eukaryota; Metazoa; Arthropoda; Insecta; Hymenoptera; Formicidae. Gene Ontology annotation, cellular component: chitin-based extracellular matrix. Gene Ontology annotation, biological process: chitin-based cuticle development.